AUGGCGGAUUCAACCUCAUUUGAGGUAAUACCCAUACCGGAGCAAACGCUCAGGAAGCUGUCCAAAGAUAUAGUGGGCAUCUUUCCUAAAUUUACAGAUCAGGAAACAGUCAGUGGCGUGAAAAACUUGCACGCUGUUAUAGAUCCCCUACUAGAUACAGCGGCUUCGCCCGAACUCGGCUCGGGACACCGAGCGGCCGUUUGUAAUGUCCUGUGCGCUAUUCUUGAGAGAUGCCAGGCGCUGGAGUUACCGUAUGUGCAGGAUGCCAUCUUGGACGAUUCUAUAUGGUCGAGGGCUUUCAAAAUCUAUCUCGAGAAGUCGGAUGGUGCCAAGGGAAAAUCCGUUAGACAGGUCUUGGUGACACUUACAAGCAUUCUUCUUCGAAACCAAACUACGCGGGCGUACGAACUACAGGAAUGGGCCAUAGCUAAUCUUGUUGACAUAAUAUGUCUAAGACAGGACCGCUCGAAAGUCAAGCCAGCCUUACAAGGCCUUGCUCAUUUCAUACAAAAGGACAUUGCAACCAUUCCUCGGCUCAUGGCUGUCCACGCGAACAUUGUCGGCAGCACCUCCGGCCUAUCAGUGGCCGGGCCGGACAUCCAGCCCUUAUUUUCCGUACUUCUCGCUUGGAUAGUACACCAUGACACGUCGCUCUCGGCGGGUCACGUGGUCAAGAAUUUCCUCGCUCAGCUGCGUCGAACAUCACAUCAGGGCCCGACCACUGUUCACGACUCUGUUGCUACCGUAUGGAUGAAGCCAGUGGUAGACUGCCUUCACCAGUGGCCGGAUCGUAUACAGGAGUUCAAGACGCAUGUUUUUCCACACUGCUUUCUACCGAAUGUGGAGGAAUAUGUUCACUUUCUGUCCUAUCUGCAUUUCCCCCGCCACGUGGACUCAAGGGGACCUAUCCCUGAAGAAUUGAGUGCAUAUUCAAUGGAGAGAAAUGUUCUGGAAGAUUUUGAAGAGUUUAGGAUACUACUCGCUUCCAUCCAGACUGGCAAAGAACUGGGCGUUCUUAAAGACACUGAUUAUCGUAUUCAGAAGACCAUAGAGAUUGAGCAAGAUGCUUUGAUCCUUCCCGACGAUAUAUUCGGCGGUUGGCUCUCCCACAUGGAGAGUGAGGUUCGUCUAGCUGGGCUAUUCCUCUGCGUAUACUCUACCAACGUGACGCGGACCAUUACUGGCGGCAUCUUCAAGUCUCUGCAAAAGAACUUGCUGCAUCUACAUACCGAUCCUGACGUCAACUUUCGGAGGGAACUGAUUAGCUACAUCCAGAGGUUGUUCAAUCGCCUUCGAGGCAGCACGGCGACUCUCGCCAAAUUUCGCAACGAGACACUCAGAAAAGGCGAGGGUCGUCAUCCAUUUCCUGAAGGAAGCCCCGUCCAUCAGAACUCUUCAACAGCCAAGGACCCGCUAGUAGAGUCGCUACGGUUCAUCACCUGGUACCUCAGCUUUAUUGAAGGAGAGAUCCGCUUAGAUGCUGCCUAUCAAAGGCGGAUAACGGGAUUGAGAGCACUCAUGGUUGUCCUGAAGUCUGGGGUUGACCCGCGCGUUCCUCAUCACUAUCUCUCUAAAGGUGCCCAGAGUCAAUUGCAUUGGGCCCAUGGAUUACAAUUGGCCAAUGUGGGGCUUAUUCGAAAGCUGCUGGAUAUGAUGCUCGACCCUUUCGAUGAUGUCAGGGACACAUCGGUCAGUAUCCUGCAGAUUCUUUUCGAAACAAUGUCGGAAGAAGGAAAACUUAAUAUGCUAUCAAUGCUGCCGCCUUUCAUCAAACGCGCCGAAGCUACCAUGCUGCGCACCGGACGUGCUGAUCACGCGGAUGGUUUGGCAAGAGCCUAUGCGCUUUAUCACUCUUGUGUCCCGACUUCACUAGAGUCGCGAGAACCCAGCAGCGUCACCGUUCUCAUCAAGAUCGAUAUUAUUCGGCGCCUCAACAAACAGUUGCAGGAAACACUCGAAAUAGCUCGAGAUGAUCUUGCUGAGGCGGUCAAUGGUCGCCCAGUUCAUGGGAUCUUUGCUGCCAUAAGAUAUAUUGUAGAUCAAGACGAGUUCUACAGCGAACUCGACAAGCUUGACGCUGACGGCUUCAAUGAGCUGAAAAAGAUCCACAACCAGCUUCUUGACGAUUGUACUACGAUGUGGAUCAUCGUCGAGAAUAUCCUUUCUGCAGACGCGCCCGAGGGACAUGUUCCUGAAGACAUGGAUGAAGAAGUUAGUCUUGACACAAAGGAGAUACUCAGUUACUCUUGGCGAGGCUUGAAGGAGGCAAGUACCCUUCUGAGAGUGAUCGCGACAAGAGCACCUAUAGGUAGGCAAGAUCGGGAUGUGAUAGAUCCAGCUCGGUUCGAGGAGCUCGGCCGAUCAUGUUUCACCCAGUUGAUCGAGCUUCGCCAUCGAGGUGCAUUCUCUGCGGUAGCUCAGACUUUCGCAGCGUUUUGUAGACGAACUUACUUUGUUGGCGACGAUGCUCUGAAGGCGCUACCCGAAAAGUGGUAUCAGGAAACGCUUUCUUCCAUUCAAGCCCAAGCCCACGCGAUCACUCGUCGCUCUGGUGGCAUUCCUGCACUCAUGGCCGGUAUUGUUGCUGCGGAGCCACAAUCAAGCGGAAAGCUGUUCCCGCAGGCGAUGCGGGAUCUCACCAAUGAAGCCACUGUAGAAGCAAAGAGCUCUAAUAUUGAAGAGAGCCGACUGCCGCAGGUACAUGCUUUGAAUUGCAUCAAGGAAUUUUUCAUGACCUCGAAACUUGGAGCAUCUUCUGAGGCUUUCAUCGGAGACGGCCUUGAGCUUGCCGCAAAGAUGAUCAAUUCUACCAUAUGGCCCAUCCGUAACUGUGGCCUCAUGCUCUUCAAAGCGCUCAUCGAGCGACUGCUGGGAAGCGAUGAGGCUCAGGAUUGGAAGGAGCGUGAAAUGACGAAGACCUCCCGUUUCUCAUACCAUAGCUACCCCAGCCUGGUUCGUAUCAUCGAGAAUCUUCUUAACCCAGAAGGCCCAAUCAAAGAAUCUCUCGAUAUACCCGGAAGCAAUUCGCCUAUGGAUUUGCAUGGUGCCGAAGGCGUUUUCCCCGCUCUUCAAAUUCUGAGGCAGGCAAUGCCACCUGAAGAGCAUCGAAUGACUAUAUUGCAGUCGAUCACGAAGCUCCUGUCAAGCCCACACUGGCACAUGCGAGAUAUGGCAGCCCGCACAAUCACCGCUCUAUAUCGACCAAGUGAGCUUUUGACAGGCGUAAAGUGGCUGUUAGACAACUUCGAGGAGUCUAGCAAUGCCAAGCAUGGAAAGCUGCUCUGUAUUAAGUACUGUGUCACAAGGGGACUGCAGAGUAGUGAUCAAGUCCAGGAAUUCCUCAAAGAGUCAAUGCUUCACUUGAGCAUCUGUGCACCUGCGUGGCAUACACAAACAUCCUGCCCUUAUGUCAAAGGAGCUUUCCUAGACCUUGUGAGCGUCUGCGGAAUGUUUAUCGUCGAGCAUGGCACGAAUGAGUCGGCGAUGAACGUGUGGACGGCGCUCACGAGUGCUGUUGGAGUUGGUCCUGACCAGACCUUCAACAUGAGCGUCGUGAGGGCUGAUGCCCUGCUUCAAAAAUCUACAGCUGAAGUUUAUUUCAUUGAUCGCUCUAUCAUUCGACCUGAUCAGAUUAGCGUUUACCUGUCGAAGGACUUCCAGGGCAUAGGAAACGCUCUCCAGUUGUUGGCCACAAAGAAUCCCGAUACGUGUAUAGCAGGUAUCGAUGCACUCCACGAAAUCAUCAAGCUUAAAACCCUCCGCGGCCCCAUUCUACAGCUCCCUCUCAUCCUCCACGACAUCUACCGCCUAACCCUGUCUGCCAUCGACCCAGAGGUACUCUCCAGAGCGCAGGACGUUCUCGCAGACGGGCUCUCCCAACUCGACAUGCCGCAGGAGGUCCUAGAUCUUAUCCGCGAACCCGACCUGCUUUCUACGCUCGACAAGCUUGAAGAGCAAUGCCUCUCUAACGCGCCUUCUAACUCACAGAGCGCCCUGCACCUACUCGGAUUCUUCCUGGACUGGACGUACAAAAACUGUCCUUCGCAGCGAGAGAGCCUCUGGCCCAGGAUAGCGCGAUACAUCUGCAUCCUGCGCAUGACAAUGGUCGACACGAAUCCAUUCGAUGCGCGCUUCGCCGCCGCAAACUCCAUUUGCGCACUCGACUCCAUCUGGCGCAUAUCUUCGUCGACCACGCCCACGCGACCACUCCUCCUCGGCCUCUCCCUCGUCCUCUACGACAUGCUCAACGAUGACGACGACGAGAUCCGCGACGCCGCCGCGCGCGCCACCACCGCGCUGCUGAAUGCGCACUCGCCGCCUAACACUCGCAUCGCGCCGAGCGUCCCGAUACUGACAUCGCACCGUCUCGCCACCUUCCUGACUACGCACUUCUCCACCUCACAGGACCUCUGCCGCGAAGCCCUCCGUCGCCUCACAGCAGCCCCGCUUCGCGCCCUGCUCUUCAACGUCCCAUUCGCCGAAACCCUCGCACAGGAACGAAAAGAAGAUACCACGCUCUUCGCGCAGGAGAAGCAAAACCUCUUCUUCGACCCUACGCUCGACGCGCUCUUCUGGUCGCGCGUGCUCUCCCGGUGCUCAGCGGGUGCUGCGCUGGCAACGCGCCUCGGCGCGUGGGUAGUGCAGGCACUCAUGCUGCUGAUCGAGACGAGCGAGAAGGAGGGCGAUGGCGCGCUGGGGUGGACGAGCAAGACGGAAGUUUCCACGCUGGGCAUGAGGGUGCUUUGUGCGGCGGAAGUAGCGCUGAGGUGGGACGUGCCGAAUGCCAUCGAGAUCCGGGAGCUCUUGAACAGGUUCGUGGUCGUGGGGGAAGCGAAGGAGGUAAAUGGGUUGUGGGUCGGGAGGGCUGAGAAGGCUACGGCGACGGGGGUUGUGGAGCUUCUGAGGAGCGCUGGAGCGAGGGUCAGAGCGGUCGAAAAGGGGUUGGAGAAGCUGCAGGUGGAGAAGGAGGAGAAAACGUCGACGUCGGAGGCGAAGACUGCAGACAAGGCCGCCGCGGAUGAGGACCGCGUGUUGAGUUUCCUGAAAGGGUUGGGGGCUCGAGUGCGAGCAACCGAAGGCGGGCUCAUGAAGAAGGCAGGUAUGUGAAGCUCGUAUAACUCAAUAGCAACCAACCCCACGUCAAGAGCUAGAAUGCUGCGACCUGGGCUUAUGUUUCCAAACCAACAUGCCUUGUGCUCUUUCAGGAUUGCACAUGACGCGUGCGUAGGAAUAUAGGGCGCGGAAGGGGGAGAUGGAGGAUGUGACCGUAGAUAAGGAGGGGAAUAGGAGGCUGGUCGAAGAGGUGAAUGCUGUCCGGUUUCCAUGCGGUCAUCGAUGGGCGGCGUGGUACCAGACCUUUAGAUGGAUCAAC
This is a messenger RNA of Paraphaeosphaeria sporulosa, 5371 nucleotides long. RefSeq names its product HEAT repeat protein-like protein. The transcript has 9 exons. NCBI's taxonomy places the organism in Eukaryota, Fungi, Ascomycota, Dothideomycetes, Pleosporales, Didymosphaeriaceae. The coding region runs from base 1 to 5106 and encodes 1701 amino acids. The record is from RefSeq and is a predicted model, not a curated record. Gene Ontology annotation, biological process: tRNA methylation. Gene Ontology annotation, cellular component: cytosol.